Ziziphus jujuba (common jujube) is the source of this 1428-nucleotide messenger RNA. Its product is annotated as ras-related protein RABA4d. The record is from RefSeq and is a predicted model, not a curated record. Gene Ontology annotation, molecular function: GTP binding; GTPase activity. Lineage: Eukaryota; Viridiplantae; Streptophyta; Magnoliopsida; Rosales; Rhamnaceae. The coding region runs from base 410 to 1078 and encodes 222 amino acids. The transcript is spliced from 2 exons. Gene Ontology annotation, cellular component: endosome.
GGUCCCGCAGUAGCCGUUGGUAUUCCCAAUCUCCCUCUCUCUCUCUCUCCCUCUCUCUCUCUCUUCCUUCCUCACCUUUUCACACACAGCCUUCUCGAAACAAAUUCCACCAUGUCCAAAACUUUCUGAUCUUCCUUUUCAAACCCUAACCCUAACCCUAAUUUCCAUCCCAAAUUUCCCAUCUCACCCCCUUCGCUUCUCUAAUUUUGUUAAUUUCCAAAUGCAAUACAGCUUUUUUGUUCAUGUUUGAUUCUAAAAUUUAAAGAUUCUCCAGAAUGUGCGCACCAGAUUGAUUUGGAAAAUCUCGGUUCGUGUUUUCUUUUAUCUUUUUUGUUGUAAAGUUUGUAUUUUUUAUGUUUGAAAUUGUGAAACUGAGAGUCGGGGUUUAGGAGGAAAUUUGGUUGUGAGGAUGUCGAAUUUGUAUGGAGAUUACAAUCAGAAGAUUGAUUAUGUAUUCAAAGUGGUUUUGAUCGGAGACUCGGCGGUCGGGAAAACUCAGCUACUUGCACGGUUUUCUAGGAAUGAAUUCAGCGUUGAUUCGAAAGCAACUAUUGGGGUUGAAUUUCAGACGAAAACCCUUGUCAUCGAUAGCAAGAUUGUCAAGGCACAGAUUUGGGAUACCGCUGGCCAAGAAAGGUACAGGGCAGUGACAAGUGCAUACUACAGAGGAGCAGUUGGGGCAAUGCUAGUUUAUGACAUGACCAAGCGUCAGUCAUUCGACCACAUGGCAAGAUGGUUAGAGGAAUUGAGAGGCCAUGCUGAUAAGAAUAUUGUUAUCAUGCUAAUUGGCAACAAGUGCGAUUUGGGAAGCCUUAGAGCUGUGCCAACUGAAGAUGCACAGGAGUUUGCUCAAAGAGAGAACCUAUUCUUCAUGGAGACCUCGGCCCUCGAGGCCACCAAUGUUGAAACUGCAUUUCUGACAAUAUUAACGGAGAUAUAUCGGAUUAUCAGCAAGAAGACUCUUACUGCUAGUGAUGAUAUUGAUUCCAAUGGUUCAGGACUCCUAAAGGGAACCAAAAUCAUAGUUCCUGGUCAGGAACAGGAUUCUGGAGGAGGGAAAGGCUGCUGCUUUGGAUGAUUCAUUUUACCUUCAUUUUGAACUUCUCAUUUUUUUUGAGUAUUACUUCUAUUCUCAUGUCUUUGUUUCAAAGGAAUUAGCAUGUACUUUUUAGAUAAAAAGGGAUUUUGUUCAACGAGGCAUACGAGAGAUUGAUGCAAUAUUAAUUGUUGUCCAUAUGUAUGUUAUGGAAGUGCACGUCCUAUAAAUUCUUGGAAGAUGGAUUUCCAUGGAUUACUAUAUAUAUACAACAAGUGGAAGCCAUUUUUCUAUUGCUAGAAUAUAGGUUUAUUUGUACAAAGUUCCAUGCCUCACUCCUUUGUUAUCCAAGCCUCACUGCUUUGUUAUCUUAUUUUGAUUUACAUUUUUCA